AUGCCUGCGCGGAAAAGUGGAAAGUCCUCAAUCCCAGUCACCGCCGAGGAGGAGCGGAUAAAUGCUGAAACGACGCGCCUUCGUUCGCGCGCCGAGCGCCGUCUCCUUCAAAAAACCGCCCCCGGCGCAUCGACUAGCGCCGCUUCGAUCGCGCUGCGCCGUUGCGAUGGGGCGGAUAUCGUCAAGCGAAACGCCAACCGCAAGAAAAAAUAUUUAUUCGUCUUCCCUGGAGCCGCUUCGCUUCCCCCGGGCGCAACCGUCGGCUCACUGUCAGGGUUGGACACGCGCACUCCGACUCUAGAUGUCGACGUUCCACCGCAUGGACGCAUUCGCCUUUUAGGUUCGCUUGUGUUCCCGAAAAAUUGCUUCACAGCAGUGAAAGUACCGGCGUCGAAGAAGAAGCCGGUAAACGUGGUUGAUACAUUUGAGACGCUCGUCGUUUUUUCGGAGUGGGCUUGGGUUGGCGAUCCGAAGAAGAAUCCGGGGGGGCUUCCAGAACCAUUGCCCCUUGUGUUAAAAAGGCCAUUGGAGGAAGGGAAAGCCUUGUGGAAAUCAUGCCCAUCGCAAGACAAUGAGCUGAACACUGGCCCCGCGAUUCGGAAGGAGAAAGCGGGGGGAGGUGGCGUCGGAAAGAGCAAGGUCAAUGAUGCUAUAGUUUUGGAUGACGACACGGACGAGGCUGAGAAUGUCGUAGAUAACGUAAUAGAGUUGGAUGAUGAGGACGAGGACGCGGGCAGCUGGGAUCAGUGGGAGAGUACGUUUUCAACGGCCGCAGCGCAAAACGUGGAACCUCGCUCAAAUCCGAGAAGAAAGCGGAAACGAAUCAAUUAUGCAGACGAGGAGGAGGAGGACAUGGAUAGCAUAGACGGAAAUGCGGAGGGAGGGAGCGCAGGAGGGAGUGAUGAAAGUAGCGGUACGCCGGACACGAACGAUGAUGAUCCAGGGUACACUGCUGAGGCUGACCUCAUCGGAACUGCUGCAUUUUAG
Messenger RNA from Chondrus crispus (carragheen), 987 nucleotides. RefSeq lists its product as hypothetical. Lineage: Eukaryota; Rhodophyta; Florideophyceae; Gigartinales; Gigartinaceae. Bases 1 to 987 code for a protein of 328 amino acids. The record is from RefSeq and is a predicted model, not a curated record. Gene Ontology annotation, biological process: DNA endoreduplication. The transcript has a single exon. Gene Ontology annotation, molecular function: DNA binding.